This is a messenger RNA of Drosophila santomea, 6180 nucleotides long. RefSeq names its product myocyte-specific enhancer factor 2 (gene Mef2). The coding region runs from base 1331 to 2953 and encodes 540 amino acids. Gene Ontology annotation, biological process: positive regulation of transcription by RNA polymerase II. Lineage: Eukaryota; Metazoa; Arthropoda; Insecta; Diptera; Drosophilidae. The transcript is spliced from 12 exons. The record is from RefSeq and is a predicted model, not a curated record. Gene Ontology annotation, molecular function: protein dimerization activity; DNA-binding transcription factor activity, RNA polymerase II-specific; RNA polymerase II cis-regulatory region sequence-specific DNA binding.
AGCACAUUUGUUGUAGCGCUCCGCCGUUGUUGACUUGUUUCGUCGUAGGCUCCGAUUGGACCGAUCUGAUCAGACUUUGAAUCGAUCGCAUUGAUUUCGAAACGCAGACUCUUAAUCGGGAACUAACCAAAUGCAUAAGAUCAGAUCGAAAACUCGCUGACAGUAUAAUUAAAUACUGUAUAAACCUGCAAAAACGUGCGCUCUUACGUCGGUCGCGUGAGUGUGUGUGUGGUGAGCUCUUCUCUCUCCCCCACCCCCUUCGCCCACGUCUCGCUCAGCGCGCAAAAGUAAAUUUUAGUGCAAAUAAAUUGCUUAGCUUAUCUCGAAGCGCGCGCUCCCAUGAUGAACGCAUCUGUGUGCGUGAGUGUGUUUGUGGGGAGUAAGUGUGCGAGUGUUGUUAAUUAAUUUACAAAAGUCGCUCCUGUUUGGCAAACAGCAGAAAACAACAACAGCAACAGAAGAGUCCGAGAGAAGUGCGAAAACGAAAGAAAAACAACAACGGACCUGCUAACGGCAGUUGCAUGUGGGGCACUUCGCCCACCCAACCCCCCAUCCCAUUCCUCGCAGGCGGAAAACGAAAGUUCUUUUACAUGUAACUCAGCAAGACUCUCAGAAAGGAGAAGGAGAGAGCGCAGAGGCCCACGCAGAGCGUGAGCGAAAGAGAAGCGAGAGCGCCAAUGCAGGAGAGCGCCAUUUGGCCUUGAACUUGCGGACGUUAUACAACAAAACUCAGGUGGAAGCAGCAGUGUCAACGUCAAUGUCAAUUCCCAUUAACUACAUACAAUAAACCAAUGUACAAAUGCGUAAUAUAAGUGAUCCACGCGAGUUUUCUAUGACUAUUUUCGAGCAUUCACGGGAUGCUCAUUGAACAGUGGCCAUAGAUCAUCUUUUCGGAGGGAAUCACUGCAGGGACAGUUGGCUUCCUUAUAAACUCAAUCUUUUGUACCUGUUGUGUCGGCAAACUGCUGAAGGCGAGCUUCCACAAGAAGUUACCUAAGGACAAUUUAUACGGAAACACAAUUAUAUAAAACAAUAUACACACCUAUAUACAAGUAGAAUUUGCCGUUUUAACAAGCCGUCCACUUUUAAAGCAAACAGAAGGGAUUAUAUAUUGACAACCUAUAUAAAUAUGCCCCACGUCUGCCACGUCAGGAAGAGCCACAGCAAUCCGCAGGGCAGCAACUAACGGAUAUUUCCCGCCAGCUGCCGGAAAUCCAGUAGCAAAUCCAGCCAACCAGCGACCAAGCCAGCAGGAAUAGGAAUCAGCCAGACGAGCACAAGGACACCGCCAUCCCCGUUUCCAUCGCAGGAGGAUAGGAAAUCUGUUGCCAUGGGCCGCAAAAAAAUUCAAAUAUCACGCAUCACCGAUGAACGCAAUCGGCAGGUGACCUUCAACAAGCGCAAGUUCGGCGUGAUGAAGAAGGCCUACGAGCUGUCCGUGCUCUGCGACUGCGAGAUCGCCCUGAUCAUCUUCUCGUCGAGCAACAAGCUGUACCAGUACGCCAGCACCGACAUGGAUCGCGUCCUGCUCAAGUACACCGAGUACAACGAGCCCCACGAGUCCCUCACCAACAAGAACAUCAUCGAGAAGGAGAACAAGAACGGCGUGAUGUCGCCGGACUCGCCCGAAGCCGAAACGGACUACACACUCACUCCGCGAACGGAGGCCAAGUACAACAAGAUCGACGAGGAGUUCCAGAACAUGAUGCAGCGCAACCAGAUGGCCAUCGGCGGAGCGGGCGCCCCUCGCCAGCUUCCAAACAGCAGCUACACGCUGCCCGUUUCCGUUCCGGUGCCGGGAUCCUACGGCGACAACCUACUGCAGGCCAGUCCACAGAUGUCCCACACCAACAUCAGCCCCCGUCCAUCGAGUUCGGAGACGGAUUCAGGUGGGAUGUCCCUGAUAAUCUAUCCAUCGGGUUCCAUGCUGGAGAUGUCGAACGGCUAUCCGCAUUCACACUCGCCGCUUGUGGGAUCACCGAGUCCGGGUCCCAGUCCCGGCAUAGCCCACCACUUGUCCAUUAAGCAGCAGUCGCCGGGCAGCCAGAACGGACGAGCUUCCAAUCUGAGGGUUGUCAUACCGCCCACCAUUGCCCCCAUACCGCCCAAUAUGUCAGCGCCGGAUGACGGGGGAUAUGCAGAUCAACGACAGAGUCAGGCAUCGCUAAACACGCCAGUGGUCACGCUGCAGACGCCGAUUCCCGCCCUCACGAGCUAUUCCUUCGGGGCGCAGGACUUCUCCUCCUCGGGCGUAAUGAACAGCGCGGAUAUCAUGAGCCUCAACACCUGGCAUCAGGGCCUGGUGCCGCACUCUAGUCUCUCGCACCUGGCAGUCUCGAAUAGCACGCCGCCGCCCGCCACCUCCCCCGUCUCCAUAAAGGUCAAGGCUGAGCCGCAGUCGCCGCCGAGAGAUCUUUCCGCCAGCGGCCAUCAGCAGAACAGCAAUGGUUCCACGGGCAGCGGCGGAUCCAGCAGCAGCACCAGCAGCAAUGCAAGCGGAGGCGGAGGAGCAGGCGGCGGUGGAGCCGUCAGCGCAGCCAAUGUCAUUACGCACUUGAACAACGUCAGUGUCCUGGCGGGAGGUCCUUCGGGGCAGGGAGGAGGAGGCGGGGCCGGCGGCAGCAACGGGAAUGUCGAGCAGGCCACCAAUCUUAGCGUCCUGAGCCACGCGCAGCAGCACCACCUGGUCAUGCCCAACUCGCGGCCCUCAUCCACGGGCCACAUCACACCCACUCCAGGGCAUGAUAAGUAUGAAGGAUAUCCGUACCGCGCGCUAAUGGGACAUAAUCCUAGAUGGAAUUUUGCCGGUGCGCCGAGCAGCGACCAGGAUGUGCGUCUGGCAGCCGUCGCCGUGCAGCAGCAACAACAGCAGCAGCAUCAGCAGCAACAACUAGGCGACUACGAUGCCCCCAACCACAAACGGCCGAGAAUAUCGGGCGGAUGGGGCACAUAGCCGGCACGAGCUGCUGGUAGCAGCCACUACAAGCCACAUCACAAUAACCACACCGGCUGCAGCAGCAUCACCGGCAGCAACACCAGCUGCAGCACCAAUAACACCAUCAGCAGCAGCGGCACUAGCAGCAGCAACAGCAGCAGCAGCAACAACAAGAAGCCGGUGGAGUGCGACGACCUGGUCAUGAUGCCACCACCGCCCCGUAAGGACAUAGGUCGCAACUCCUACAGCCUCCUGCAGUCCGGCUACGACUGCUAUGGCCAGCAACUGGCGGUGGCCUACGGAGCGCAGCAGCACCCGUAGCCCUCACGUCCUCCGUUUCCGGACCAGUGCAAUAGUUGAGAGAGGAAACUGGAGGCAGUUUUGUUUUGUUUUCGGAUUAAGCGAACAGUGACAGUGUCAUAUCUAUAGUUAUUGUAACUUAAAUGAAUUACGAUUACACACCUACGGUAAUAGUUAUAAUUUUAAAUUAUAAACGCAGAGCUGGCGGAGCUGCCGCCGCGUCCUGCCGAGAAAUUUGAGCAGGUUAGAGUGUUGAGCUGAUUUAGUUUAGUUACAAUUACAAAUACAGUUACGUGUAUGGUUAAAGUUAAUGUUAAAUCUAAUCUUAGAAAAAAAUGAUGCAGACAAACAGAAAAGCAAAAAACAAAACGGAAGCGAUUGAUGGAAGAGCUCUUUAUGCUGUACAUAUUUGAUUUUAGUGUCAUAAGUUUUAAACUUAGUUCGUAGGGAACUACGAGAUACGUAAACCAUGCAAGUCAUACGAUGAAAGGAUUGAGAAACUCUAAGCAAAACACAGACCCUCACGCAGAUGUACUCAGUGUUCUAUCAUAAUUUGUAAUUUUGUGCAAUUUACCGUCAAUUUUUAGUUCUGUUCUAUGCACACGCUCUUUUGAGGGUUGGUUCAUCAUCGAGCCAAAUACGUUUUUAGAUGGUUGGUUUAAUUGAUUUAAGCCAAAAUCACAGCCUUGUGCAUGUGCGCAUACACACCAUAUGAUUUAAUGAUUUAAUUUAGUUCCGAUUUAAGCGAUUAUUUAAUAGACACUUUUCUCUUCAUCUCUUAAGCGAAACGAAGUCAUAAUUUGUAAUUUAAAUUUAAAGUGGAUUUCUAUUCAAUUUGAAGUGUUUCAAAUUCUUGUGCCUAAGUUUUGUAUUUUUUACAUUUAAUUGCAGUUUGUAUAACAACAACAAUCGCAACAGCAACAACAACUCAACAAAAUAUAAUUUAAAUAAAAUUAUUCAAGAAAUUUUUCGUUCUCGUUGCCAGUUUAUUUGAUUACUCCAUAUCUUUAUUUGCUCUCUGUACAAUUCGCCCGGCCAUAUUUAAACAGGCCAUAUAUGUACGUACAUAAAACAGUGGGCGUGUCUGCGCCUGUGUCAAUGUCAAUUGCCCAUUUCGAAAUUGCCAAUAUUUGGCUAAGGGGUAAACGCGCCCGCCAAUAUUUGCACUGGCCAUAUGACCUGUUGCACUUUAUACAGCAGCGCGCAAAGGCGCAAACAAAAAGAGUAAAAUAUUUUAUGUAUAUUUGUACUUGAUAUAGGGCUGCAUCAGCUGUUCAUAUUUGAAUACAGAACGCGAAAAUGCAGGUGCAGCCGGCGGCAAGCAUUAACAAUAAGCAAACACGCACUCUACAGGUUUCCCCAUUAAACAAGCUUUACAACGCCUACAUACGUAGGCAGAUUGAACCGAUUUGAGCAGAUCGAACGGAUCGGUGCGAAAUUAUACGUCUACCAGCACGUGAAAGAUAUUUUCUAGCCAUAUACGAAAUAUACACUAAGCAGGUUGCCGCGGUUCCCCAAACCGAAGCGCACUUUUAGGAUGAGGGAGAGAGUUACUCUGGACCCAGUGUAAAAUACACAUUGUUAGUCCACAGAGCAGUCCAGUCCAUUCUAUCGCAAAUGUUUUCCAGUAACGCCAAGACCUGCUAAAGAUAGGCCGCUCGCUGUUGGUUAUAAUAUAUAUAUAUAUGUGAUGUACAUACAUAACUAUUAUAUGUGAAUAUCUGUGGGCAUACAUGUUGCACCACUGAAUGUUGUAAACGAACCCUAUGUUGACCCCCCAUAAUUUUCAUAUGAUUUGCAGAACUUUUCGGAUUUUCCCAUAUAUAUCAUUUUCAUUAGGACUUCGUUCUGUUUAUGUACAUAGAUCCUGCUAAAUAACUUCACUGUGUAGUGUUGCCUUAAAAACAGUGCCUCUUUUUGAUGAACAAACAGAUACAUGAAGAUAUAACUGAAUGUUGUACUAAUGUUGAUUGCAAAUGAUAAUGAUAACGAACAACUUGAUGGUGAAAAAUUUCAAUACAGGUGUUAAUUGUGCUAUUUAAGUAAGCGUAGAUAAAUCUGGUAACUGAUAUUAACCUAAUCCAAUCCUAGUGAAAUCCCGAGAGAGAUAACCUCCACUAAGCAGCACGUAAUGUACAAAGGGGCGUUUCAAUUGGCAUUGCAUGAGGACGGCUUAACCAGAACCCCAUAUACAUAUGUAGCCUAGUUAAAUUAAAGAGAGAGUAUAUAUUGUUAGGAGUAUAUUUGAGUAUAUUUGAUCGACGCACUGUACAGUUGACUGUCUAAAGGACGUCCUACGGUCACAGGGACCACUCACAGCACAGAAGUAAUCCAGAGGUCGGGAUCUGCAGACAGAUCGUCCAGAGUGUAAAUUCGUAUUCGCUGUACCUUUAGGAUAGAACCUAGAUAAAGUGUUACACCUACGCACUGUUGUAAUAAAUUUUAUGUGGCACUCCACAAGCAUCAUAUAAUAGUUAUUCAAAGACUUGUGCUUGAACUCACUCACAGAGAAUAUUGAGGGAUCCAGUCCCGCGGAUCAGCAUAUAUGUUCAGCUAAACUCUAGAUAGGUCCGGGAGUGAUAUGCAGAUAGGCACAAGGAUUGGGGAGCAUUUCAGAGAGAGGGUCACCUACUUCAGUGUAUCCAUUGAUGUGUCUGUUCUUAUAACCAUAUACAACUAAAUCGUAACUCUAGGCUAAUUACAUGCAACCGUUUUGGUGAAAAACAAGAUAGUACAUUAUACAUACAUACAUGCAUAUAUAUGUGAAACUAUAUAAUGAGAAACAAGUUUUAUCCGUGCACUGAAUAUGAAAGGUUUUUGAAAUUGACAAAUUGAUUGUGGAUUCAAUAUUUACCUAUUAAGUUGGUGUUUUAAACAGAAAAAAAGAGAACAAAAUCUAACAAAUGAUAGUAGAACAUUUUAAAUAAAACCUUUUUGGCAACUGA